Messenger RNA from Gadus chalcogrammus (walleye pollock), 3255 nucleotides. It is a transcript of the gene gbe1b, whose product is annotated as glucan (1,4-alpha-), branching enzyme 1b. Gene Ontology annotation, molecular function: hydrolase activity, hydrolyzing O-glycosyl compounds; 1,4-alpha-glucan branching enzyme activity; cation binding. The transcript has 16 exons. Gene Ontology annotation, biological process: glycogen biosynthetic process. Lineage: Eukaryota; Metazoa; Chordata; Actinopteri; Gadiformes; Gadidae. The record is from RefSeq and is a predicted model, not a curated record. The coding region runs from base 96 to 2168 and encodes 690 amino acids. Gene Ontology annotation, cellular component: cytoplasm.
CAUAACAUAAAGCCGAGCCGCUACUGUUGAUCACCACACACACAUCUCGCUCUCUCUGCUUGCUCGGCACUCGAUUGGUUUCCACUGGAGUGACCAUGGCUGACACAGAGGAUAAUGUUUCAAUUCCUGGGUUAAACAGUCUUCUCCAAAUGGACCCCUAUCUCAAAAGCUACCAGAAGGACUUCGAGAGGAGGUACGGCCUGCUUGGGAAGCAGCUGGCUGCCCUGGAGGAAAGGGAGGGUGGCAUCGACCAGUUCACCCGGGCCUACGAGACCUUCGGAGUCCAGCGUCGUCAUGACAACAGCCUGGUGUUCUUUGAGUGGGCCCCGGCUGCGGAGGCCCUCUUCCUGGCCGGGGACUUCAACGGAUGGGACAAAUUCUCCCACCGCUACACCAAGCAGCCAUUCGGGAAGUGGGAGCUGGUCAUCCCGGCCAAGGCGGACGGGUCCCCGGGGUUGGAGCACGGCUCCAAGCUCAAGGUGGUGGUCCACACCGAGAACGGAGAGCGUCUCUACCGCAUCUCUCCCUGGGCUAAAUACGUGACGCAGCAAGAGAACGCUCCGGUCUAUGACUGGGUGCACUGGGACCCCCCCGAGCCCUACACACCCGUCCACAAGCGGCCGGACAAGCCCAGGAGCCUGCGGAUCUACGAGUGCCAUGUGGGCAUUGCCUCCCCUGAGGGGAAGGUCGCCUCAUACAGCAAUUUCACCGCAAAUGUGCUGCCACGCAUCAAGGACCUGGGUUACAACUGCAUCCAGAUGAUGGCUGUGAUGGAACACGCGUACUACGCCAGCUUCGGAUAUCAGAUUACGAGCUUCUUCGCAGCUUCCAGCCGCUACGGCACCCCCGAGGAUCUGAAGCGUCUGAUCGACGCGGCCCACGCCCUGGGCAUCGUGGUGCUGCUGGACAUGGUCCACAGCCACGCCUCCAAGAACACGGAGGACGGCCUGAACCACUUUGACGGCUCCGACUCCUGCUUCUUCCACGCGCCGCCCCGGGGCCAGCACAGCCUGUGGGACAGCCGCCUCUUCAACUACUCCAGCUGGGAGGUGCUGCGUUUCCUGCUGUCCAACCUUCGCUGGUGGAUGGAGGAGUACCGCUUUGACGGCUUCAGGUUCGAUGGGAUCACCUCCAUGCUCUACCAUCACCACGGCAUCGCCGUAGGUUUCUCGGGCGACUACAGCGAGUAUUUCGGUCUGCAGGUGGACGAGGACUCUCUGGUCUACCUGAUGCUGGCCAAUCACAUCCUGCACACGCUGUACCCCACCUGCAUCACCAUCGCAGAGGACGUGUCUGGGAUGCCGGCUAUCUGCCGGGGUGUGGAGGAGGGGGGGCUGGGCUUUGACUACCGCCUGGCCAUGGCCGUCCCUGACAAGUGGAUCCAGAUCCUGAAGGAGUUCAAGGAUGAAGACUGGGAUAUAGGAAACAUCAUCCACACACUCAUCAACCGGCGCUACGGGGAGAAGUGCAUCGCCUACUCCGAGAGCCACGACCAGGCGCUGGUGGGAGACAAGACGCUGGCCUUCUGGCUCAUGGACAAGGAGAUGUACACCAACAUGAGCUCCCUGGUCCCCAUGACCGCCGUCAUCGACCGAGGAAUCCAGCUGCACAAGAUGAUCCGCCUCCUCACGCACGCCCUCGGAGGCGAGGGCUACCUCAACUUCAUAGGAAAUGAGUUUGGCCACCCAGAGUGGCUGGACUUCCCCCGGGAAGGCAACAACCAGAGCUAUCACUACGCCCGGCGCCAGUUCGACCUGCUGGAGGCUGCCAAACACCUGCGCUACGCCCAGCUCUACGCCUUCGACCGCCACAUGAACCUCACCGAGGACGCGUACGGCUGGCUGGCUGCGCCGCCGGCGUACGUGAGCACCAAGCAUGAAGAGGAUAAGGUCAUCGUGUUCGAGAGGGCGAAGGUGGUGUUCAUCUUCAACUUCCACCCCACCAGAAGUUACCAGGACUACACCGUCGCAGUCGAGGUGUCCGGGAAAUAUACCAUCAAGCUGGACUCUGAUGACGUUCAGUUCGGCGGCCACGGAAGACUGGACCAUCACACCGAGUUCUUCACCAAACCUCAGGACUUCAACGGGCGCUCCAACGUAAUGCAGGUCUACAUCCCCUGCAGAGCGGCGCUGGUCCUGGUCAACGAUGAGAUAGAUUACAGUUAUUAGGGUGGUGAUGGGGGCCCGGGGGCCCCGUGCCGGGGGCCUGAAGAGGAAGAGAAGGGGGGAGUGAUUGUCCUCCCAGAGUCCAGAUUCGGAGAUGGGUCCGGGGCCUCAGUCUGAGGGAUAACAACUACCUAGUGUCUGAGGGUCAGCCGGGCAAACCUUCCCCCCGCCGCAGCCUUUGUUGCACACAGUGUGAACACACACUCACACACUAAUAUUCACAGACAAAGACUGACACACACACACACACACACACACACACACACACACACACACACACACACACACACACACAGACACACACACACACAUACACAUACACAUACACACACACACACACACACACACACACACACACUUAUACGCUCACACAUACACGCAGACUAAUAUGCACCCACUUGGACAGACACACGCACACGCACACGCACACACACACACACACACACACACACACACACACACACACACACACACACACACACACACACACACACACACAUACAUUAAAAAACACACAAAAACACAUCCUGUCGCACAUACCCUCCCUCGCCUCCAACCCUCCCUGCAAAUUUGUAUUCCUCAUGUCCUGCAGGUGUGUGUGUGUGUGUGUGUGUGUGUGUGUGUGUGUGUGUGCGUGUGCGUGUCUGUGUGUGUGUGUGUGUGUGUGUGUGUGUGUGUGUGUCUGUGUGUGUCCUCCAAACACCACCUGCAGCCCUACUAUAACAGUGUCAGAACCCAUUGAGUCCAGAUCGGUGGUCCUAGGAGGAGGAGAGGGAGGGUCAAUGACCCCGCUACAGCCACCAGGCAGACGCCAGUCACCAUCUGCAGGCUGCGUGCAUCCGGCUGCGCCGCUGGUGCACGUGGCCGGCACUCACUGCACGCGCCCAGUACAGCGGGACCACAACAACCUGAAACAAGACAUGUUUUUGGCAAUAUGUGGAAAAAUCCUUUUUCAAAAACCCAAAUGUUUUAGACACAGACACACACACACAGACACACACACACAGACACACACACACAGACACACACACACACAGACACACACACAUAGACACAGACACACACACACACACAGACACACACACACACA